Molecule: messenger RNA, 1456 nt
Organism: Bipolaris sorokiniana ND90Pr
Lineage: Eukaryota; Fungi; Ascomycota; Dothideomycetes; Pleosporales; Pleosporaceae
Product: glycoside hydrolase family 5 protein
Exons: 1
Coding region: 1-1146 (381 amino acids)
Biological process (GO): glucan catabolic process
Cellular component (GO): extracellular region; cell surface
Molecular function (GO): beta-glucosidase activity
Source: RefSeq, a predicted model, not a curated record
AUGGCAAUUCACACCUCCAAUCGACCUUAUCAUCCUUUGCGCACACCGGGCGAUGCAAUUGUCAAUGCUGCUGGGCAGCGCGUUGUGCUCAAAGGCACAGCUCUCGGUAGAUAUUUGAACAUGGAGAAUUUCAUCACCGGCUAUUCUGGUCAUGAACAUGAGCACAAGACAGCACUUGCUUCAGUGCCGGGCAAAGAAAAGGCACAAUUCUUCUUCGACCGCCUACUACAACAUUUCUUCACAGAAGCCGAUGCAGAAUUCUUCGCACCGCUUGGUAUGAACUGCAUUCGCAUCCCAUUCAACUACCGCCACUUCAUUGACGACCAAAACCCAACCCAUUUCAAGAAGAAGGGAUUCGAGCUGCUUGGCCGCGCCGUCAAUAUUUGUGCAAAAUACAAUUUGUAUGUUGUCCUCGACCUUCACGCUGUUCCAGGAGGUCAGAACCAAGACUGGCACUGCGACAGUGGUCUGAACAAGGCCUUAUUCUGGGACUUUCGCGUUUUCCAAGAUCAAGCUAUCGAGCUAUGGAAAGCCAUUGCUGCAAUUGCUGCACACUAUAAUGGAAACCCUGUGGUCUGUGGUUAUAAUCUCCUAAACGAGCCAGCGGAUCCCCAGCAUGUUCGCUUGAUCUCAUGGUAUGAGCGUGUAGAGAAAGAGAUCCGAGCUGUAGACCCAGAGACAAUGCUUUUCAUCGACGGUGACACAUACACAAUGGACUUUACCUACUUCCAGAAUGUGCUUCCUAACUCCGUUUACGCAUACUACGAUUAUGCAAUGUUCGGUUUCCCAAUCCCAGGACAGCCACUCUAUACCGGUAGCAAAGAGCAAAAAAGUAAACGCAUACGACAGUCCGACCGGAAGGUUUUCUUCAUGCGGGAAAAGAAUAUUCCCAUCUGGAAUGGUGAAUUCGGUCCAGUAUAUGCCGAUGAGCAUACCGACCCAGAGGCAGUGAAAACCAACAAUGCACGUUACCACAUGCUGCAAGAUCAGCUAGAAAUCUACGCGCGUGGUCAAGUAAGUUGGAGUAUCUGGCUCUACAAAGAUAUCGGUUACCAAGGUAUGAUGUAUGUCAGCCCAGACAUGCCUUACAUGAAGCUUAUCGCGCCCUUUGUUGCCACAAAACAAAAUCUUGCUCUCGACUUUUAGAGCAUCGUUGACAAGGAUGUCGUCAAAGACGUAUACGAGCCAUCCAUUGAAGGUCUAAAGAAGAUGUACCCAACAUCUAAACGUUCGAUAGGCAGGUAGAGAGAGCCGUCCGAGAAGGUCUUAUGAGCGAGUAUCUUGGCUAGGAAUUCGCUGAUUCAUUCAAGGAUAAGAACGAGGAUGAGUUCGAGGAGUUGACAAAGAGUUUUGCAUUUGAGAACUGCAUUAAGCGUGAUGGUUUGAACAUGAUCUUGCAAGAAGAUGGCCGUAAGACAGCAGCGCCUUGAAUUUGGGAAUAUUAGGAAGUAUCGAA